Molecule: messenger RNA, 1578 nt
Organism: Ruditapes philippinarum (Manila clam)
Lineage: Eukaryota; Metazoa; Mollusca; Bivalvia; Venerida; Veneridae
Product: RAB6A-GEF complex partner protein 2-like
Exons: 9
Coding region: 227-1381 (384 amino acids)
Biological process (GO): retrograde transport, endosome to Golgi
Cellular component (GO): Golgi membrane; Ric1-Rgp1 guanyl-nucleotide exchange factor complex
Source: RefSeq, a predicted model, not a curated record
AGUACGUUUAAGGACGGACUUAAGACACGGUUAAAGGGGGAUCACUACCACAAUCUAAAAUAUGCCAACAAAUAAUUUUUUUUCUGCAAGAAAUUCACCAACACGCAAUCGUUUGAUUUGAUUAUGAGUACCGGUAUGUAGGUAAAAUAAAAUAUCCCUGAACUGGGUUAAUUCACUGAUUGAAAAAGAACAAAAAAAUUGUAUUGAUACAGACUAUGCCAUUAAGAUGAUAGAGGUUACAGCUAUAUUACACAGGGGGACAGUGUUCUUGGCAGGGGAGACCUUGCAGUGUGAUAUCACCUUCAAAAAUAAUGGACCAAUCCAGAAUGGACCAGAUAGUUUAUCGUGGGCAAGUGCACAGAUACAUUGUCAAUGUUCAGUGAGUGAGAGCCGUGUAUAUCUGCCACGUACAGAUCAGCUUACAGCAGAAGAUGUUUCCUCUUCAGUAGGUGGAGAUACAUCAUUUGUACCAAGUAAAGGGGAGCGCGGGAUGACGGUGCUGACAACCAAGCCUAAAAUCUUGUUCUGUGACAUGAGGCUGGACCCUGGACAAUCUAAAACAUUCACAUAUAGAGAGAUGAUUCCUACAGAUGCCCCGCCCACAUUCCGCGGUCAGGCUGUGAAAUACUCGUACAAACUGACCCUCGGUACACAGAGAGUGAACCAUCCCACAAAAUUAAUCAGGAUUCCAUUUAGAGUGCUAGUUUUACAUGGAAUGAAUGAUAUAAGUGUUUACUUAGACUCGGAGGAAGUACAGCCAUCAAAUCCAUUCCUGAAACCAAGACAAGAGAAUUCUGUCCUUGAUAUAGCGCUAGGAAUUCUGGGUACUGUUACAGCAAGAAAUGGGCCACAUUCAUAUAACAUUACAAACAGCCGGGGUAAAGUUGCAAAGUGUAUCAUGUAUAAACAGGCAUAUAAACUAGGGGAGGACAUUAUUGGUGUGAUGGAUUUCUCAGAUACCAGUGUUAAUUGUGUUCAGUAUUCUGUAACUUUACAAAGUGAAGAAAAUAUAUCGGAAGAGUGCCGGAAAAAAUCUAGUCAAGGGAGUUCACUCACGUCUUAUGUACGACAUCAAGAAAUGUGUUUACACACGGCUAAGUCUAACUUCAUGAUACCAGUACCACUAACAGCCACACCCUCUUUUAUGACAGAUAUUGUAUGUCAACGUUGGAGGUUACAUUUCGAGUUUGUCACUUCGGUUGAACCUAUUAAAGGGGAGAUACGUAAAAACGAUUCUGACGAUAGUACAACAUGGCGGGGUCCAGCUACACUAAAAGUUGAAACAAUGGUAUGGGACCUACCAAUAAAGAUGUUUGCAUCUAACCCCGUGUACGCCUCCAGUGUGUCAUUGUUGAAAAUACGUCAUUCACUCACUAUCUGAGAAGUGUUAAUUAUUGAAAUCUAUCUUUAUUUUAAAGGAUAGAAUUCAUGGUUUGAUAUAUUUGGGGGCAAUAAAAUUGAAUAACUCUUAAAGUGAAGAGGUGAAAGUGAUGAUAUUUUUGAUGUACUAGAGUGAUUAACCAGUGUAAGAUUUUAUUUUGGGCUUUCAGAUUAAAAACUUACCUUUAACAAAGAGGU